AUGAGGAGCAUUAAUCAGGGAACAUUCCCCAAAUCUUGCCUUCCCCUCUCCCUUUGGCUCUCCCUUUUCCCCUCCCUUUCUCCCUCCCGUUCGCUCUCCCUUCUGCUCUUCCUUUCCCUCUCCCUCACCCUCGCCCUUUCCCUCUCCCUUUCCCUCUCCCCUUGGCUCUCCCUUUUCCCCUCCCUUUCUCCCUCUUGUUCGCGCUCCCUUCUGCUCUUCCUUUCCCACUCCCUCUCCCUCUCCCUUUCCCUCUCCCUUUCCCUCUCCCUUUCCCUCUCCCUUUCCCUCUCCCUUUCCCUCUCCCUUUCCCUCUCCCUUUCCCUCUCCCUUUUCCUCUCCCUUUCCCUCUCCCUUUUCCUCUUCCUUUCCCUCUCCCUUUCCCUCUCCCUUUCCCUCUGCCGCCAGAGUCCCACUACCGCUGUCGCCCCACCCAUUUCUUCCUCGCACAUCACAUUACCCCCUGCACUUGCAUCUCUUCCAGUGUUCACACCCAUGCCAGCAACACCCACGCGUGACCUUCGCUUCCUCCGUCCGUCUGCUGCUGCUGCUGCUGCUGCUGCUGCUGCUGCUGCUGCUGCUGCUGCUGCUGCUGCUUGUGGUAAUGGUGCUUCUGGUGGUGCUGUUGGUGCUGCUGGUAAUGGUGCUUCUGGUGGUGCUGCUACGUGUGGUGGUGGUGGUGCUGCUACGUGUGGUGGUGGUGGUGGCGGUGGUGGUGGUGGUGCUGCUACGUGUGGUGGUGGUGGUGGCGGUGGUGGUGGUGCUGCUACGUGUGGUGGUGGUGGUGGCGGUGGUGGUGGUGCUGCUACGUGUGGUGGUGGUGGUGGUGGUGGCGGUGGUGGUGGUGGUGCUGCUACGUGUGGUGGUGGUGGUGGCGGUGGUGGUGGUGCUGCUACGUGUGGUGGUGGUGGUGGCGGUGGUGGUGGUGCUGCUACGUGUGGUGGUGGUGGCGGUGGUGGUGGUGCUGCUGCUACGUGUGGUGGUGGUGGUGGUGGUGGUGCUGCUGCUACGUGUGGUGGUGGUGGUGGCGGUGGUGGUGGUGCUGCUGCUACGUGUGGUGGUGGUGGCGGUGGUGGUGGUGCUGCUGCUACGUGUGGUGGUGGUGGUGGUGGUGCUGCUGCUGCUACGUGUGGUGGUGGUGGUGGCGGUGGUGGUGGUGCUGCUGCUACGUGUGGUGGUGGUGGUGGUGCUGCUGCUGCUGCUACGUGUGGUGGUGGUGGUGGUGCUGCUGCUACGUGUGGUGGUGGUGGUGGCGGUGGUGGUGCUGCUGCUGCUACGUGUGGUGGUGGUGGUGGUGGUGGUGCUGCUGCUGCUGCUGCUACGUGUGGUGGUGGUGGUGGUGGUGGUGGUGGUGGUGGUGGUGGUGGUGGUGGUGGUGGUGGUGGUGGUGCUGCUGCUACGUGUGGUGGUGGUGGUGGCGGUGGUGGUGGUGCUGCUGCUACGUGUGGUGGUGGUGGUGGUGCUGCUGCUGCUGCUACGUGUGGUGGUGGUGGUGGUGGUGGUGGUGCUGCUACGUGUGGUGGUGGUGGUGGUGCUGCUACGUGUGGUGGUGGUGGUGGUGGUGGUGGUGGUGGUGGUGGUGGUGGUGGUGCUGCUACGUGUGGUGGUGGUGGUGGUGGUGGUGGUGGUGGUGGUGCUGCUGCUGCUACGUGUGGUGGUGGUGGUGGCGGUGGUGGUGGUGCUGCUGCUACGUGUGGUGGUGGUGGUGGUGGUGGUGCUGCUGCUGCUGCUGCUGCUACGUGUGGUGGUGGUGGUGGCGGUGGUGGUGGUGCUGCUGCUACGUGUGGUGGUGGUGGUGGUGCUGCUGCUGCUGCUACGUGUGGUGGUGGUGGUGGUGGUGGUGGUGCUGCUACGUGUGGUGGUGGUGGUGGCGGUGGUGGUGGUGCUGCUGCUACGUGUGGUGGUGGUGGUGGUGGUGGUGGUGGUGGUGGUGGUGGUGGUGGUGGUGGUGGUGGUGGUGGUGGUGGUGGUGGUGGUGGUGGUGGUGGUGCUGCUGCUGCUGCUGCUGCUGCUGCUACGUGUGGUGGUGGUGGUGGUGGUGGUGGUGGUGGUGGUGGUGGUGGUGCUGCUGCUGCUGCUGCUGCUGCUGCUGCUGCUGCUGCUGCUACGUGUGGUGGUGGUGGUGGCGGUGGUGGUGGUGGUGGUGGUGGUGGUGGUGGUGGUGGUGGUGGUGGUGGUGGUGGUGGUGGUGGUGGUGGUGGUGGUGGUGGUGGUGGUGGUGGUGGUGGUGGUGGUGGUGGUGGUGGUGGUGGUGGUGGUGGUGGUGGUGGUGGUGCUGCUGCUGCUGCUGCUGCUGCUGCUGCUGCUGCUGCUGCUGCUGCUACAUCUGACACAUUUGUGUCACACCUGCAUCAUCACGAAUACACCGAGCAGCACGAAUGCUAA
Molecule: messenger RNA, 2382 nt
Organism: Closterium sp. NIES-65
Lineage: Eukaryota; Viridiplantae; Streptophyta; Zygnematophyceae; Desmidiales; Closteriaceae
Source: the annotation of a GenBank genome assembly